Messenger RNA from Pecten maximus, 757 nucleotides. RefSeq lists its product as uncharacterized. Bases 15 to 479 code for a protein of 154 amino acids. The record is from RefSeq and is a predicted model, not a curated record. The transcript has 3 exons. NCBI's taxonomy places the organism in Eukaryota, Metazoa, Mollusca, Bivalvia, Pectinida, Pectinidae.
CGAACUCGCCCAAAAUGGCCGCAUCCAUGUGGGGAAGGAUACUCGUCAAUGCUACGAAAUCAGUCAAUCCUGUGUGUCGUGUAAAAAACUGCCAUAGCUUUUUAAAGACAGGUUGGAAAUCAUUCGACCGUACUUUACCUUUUAAUAAUCAUGUAUAUGGUUGCUCUAUUUAUUUCUCAAGUGUACAACGGUGCAGUGUUAGCGACAAGACCGUCAAAAAAAUGAUGGACAUCCUUACUGACAAAUUUGCUGAGGCCCGGGAACUGAUGCAAGACGCGCGGGAAAGCCAGGGAACUGUCUACUUUUCGGAUGACAUGUCUGAGGCACAGGAAGCUGUACAAGACACACUUGAAGAAUACAGAUCACUUCUGAGUAAACUGGAUGAAACACAGAAACAGAAUGUGGUUAGGACUAUUGGACUCCGAAUGGAAGAGCUCAAAGCUCAACAGGCUGCAUUGGAGGAAAGUCUGAAGGAUUAAAUAUGUGGGACUAGUACUGUGUACAGGCAAACAUGGCUUCUUUUGGUAGUUUCUCAGAGUGCUGUUUAACUGUGACAGCUAUGUACUACAGAAAAAAACCUGACGAGAACAUACAUGUACCAGCACAGGCUGCUUUAUAGGAUUUUGGGACAUUCACUUUUGUUUAACAUUACCAUUUUGAUAUCAAACAAAGACAUUGCUUAUUGUGAUGUUAUUUACAUUUUAUUUACAUAUGUUUUUGCUGUGUACUGAGAAUGUGUUAAAGAUUUCUACAGUUA